Messenger RNA from Cercopithifilaria johnstoni, 681 nucleotides. The record is from the annotation of a GenBank genome assembly. NCBI's taxonomy places the organism in Eukaryota, Metazoa, Nematoda, Chromadorea, Rhabditida, Onchocercidae.
AUGCUGGACGGUUUUUAUGGUUUUUUCUUUGGCAGUGAGAAUGUUAAUGGCAACAACACAAAAGAGAAUAUUACCGUGCUGACGAAUUCAACCGAAUUGGUUGCUUUUACUUUACCAGGUGGAAGUUCGGAAACGAAGGAUGACGAUUGGAUUUUGGUUGAUGGACAGUUAUCUUCUGGUCGUUCGACACCAGUGAUUAUUCCGGAACAAGAUCUGAUAGCAAUCGAUGAUGAACUAUCAACGGGGAUUAUUGAAUCUUCGCGAUCACACUCACCUUCAUCAACUUUUCCACAUAAUGAUAUGCUGUCACCGAAUUCUAUCAGUUGUGACCGUACUUGGGGUUUGAGUCGCGGAUCGCGUAACGGGAUAUCGGGAAAGCACGUGGAACGAAUGCGUCAAGCAAAACAAAAAGCUAUCGAGAGAAAGGAAUUAGAGCGAAAGCUCUUCGAGAAUCAUUUACUAGGAAUAAGUGAUGACGGUGACAAAAAACAUCCAAACAAUGCUGUCAAUAAUAAUAGCAGCAAUAAAGCACUGAAUAUGCUAAAUAAUGCUGCUAAAAUGAAGAGAUCCACCGCCGCUGGCCAUUUUGCAACGGAUUCAAAAACGAAACCACGCUCAAAAAAAACCAGUCGUUUAUUGGCUGGACGUAACAAUGACCGUAAAGUGAACACUUUGAACUAA